UAAGCCCUAGGACGCCUUGUUCUUCCACCUUCCGUCUUCACAACCUCGUUUUCUCCUCUUUUUCUUAGCAGUUCAGUUUGCAUUAUCCCACAGCCUCCGCCGCCGCCGCAGCACACUUCUUCACGGACGUUACACCCUCUCUUGAUCUCAGUGUGGUAACUCAGCACAAUUCGAUAAUGCAGCCGACCGAAGCCUCCACUUCUAUGGAAGUAGAAACGGUCUCAACCGAAACAAAGAAUGUGGUUAGCACAUUGCCACCGAAACCACAGUUUGAUCCCCUAAAGCCACAUGAGAUGAAUGAUGGACGAAUUCAGUUCCGAAAGGUCUCUGUUCCUCCGCAUCGCUAUACGCCUCUCAAGAAAGCAUGGAUGGAGAUUUACACCCCAAUUUAUGAACAGAUGAAAAUCGACAUCCGAAUGAAUCUCAAGGCGCGUAAAGUCGAGUUGAAAACCAGAGCAGACACACCUGACAUCAGUAACUUGCAGAAGUGUGCAGAUUUUGUUCAUGCUUUCAUUCUUGGGUUCGAUGUUAUCGAUGCCAUUGCCCUCCUAAGGGUGGAUGAACUCUAUGUUGAAUCUUUUGAGAUUAAGGAUGUUAAAACGCUACGAGGCGAGCACUUGUCGCGUGCCAUAGGCAGAUUGUCUGGUAAAGCUGGUAAGACCAAAUUUGCCAUUGAAAACGCCACGAAGACGAGGAUCGUUAUUGCAGACACCAAGAUUCACAUAUUAGGAUCCUUUGCAAAUAUCAAGAUUGCAAGGGAUUCUCUUUGCAGCCUGAUUUUAGGGUCCCCUGCAGGUAAAGUUUAUUCAAAACUAAGGGCGGUUACAGCCAGAUUAGCAGAAAGGUUUUGAUCUUUCAUGAUCAUAAUGAGAUUCAUGCUGAGUUUGUCUUGAUUAAUGAAUUUUGCAUACACUAGUUGUCUGAGGAACAGAGUGUAUCUUUGUCGAAAAGAUUGCACAUUGAAGAAGUUGUCUCAUUAAGUAGCCUAUGUUCACAACAAUAGGCAUCAGGUGAUUGGCCUUUUUCUGGGUUUGUUUUUUCUUGUCGAUCGAGGUUUUUGUAUGUAGUCGAUGUGUUGAUUGAUUGAUUGA
Messenger RNA from Cucurbita maxima (winter squash), 1091 nucleotides. Its product is annotated as RNA-binding protein pno1-like. NCBI's taxonomy places the organism in Eukaryota, Viridiplantae, Streptophyta, Magnoliopsida, Cucurbitales, Cucurbitaceae. The transcript is spliced from 2 exons. Gene Ontology annotation, molecular function: RNA binding. The coding region runs from base 177 to 851 and encodes 224 amino acids. The record is from RefSeq and is a predicted model, not a curated record. Gene Ontology annotation, cellular component: nucleolus.